Wallemia mellicola CBS 633.66 is the source of this 2232-nucleotide messenger RNA. Its product is annotated as Dbl-like domain-containing protein. The coding region runs from base 281 to 2191 and encodes 636 amino acids. The record is from RefSeq and is a predicted model, not a curated record. Gene Ontology annotation, molecular function: guanyl-nucleotide exchange factor activity. The transcript is spliced from 2 exons. Gene Ontology annotation, biological process: positive regulation of Rho protein signal transduction. Lineage: Eukaryota; Fungi; Basidiomycota; Wallemiomycetes; Wallemiales; Wallemiaceae.
AAUUAGACGUGCAUUUAAAUCAUCCACCUUUAGUUCGAGUAAAGCUGAUAGCGAGAAUAGAAACCCUAUACAUGACAGCACAAACACUCUCAAUACAUCUCCAUCUACAGAUACUAAAGAUGAAAAGCACGUACAAUUCAAACCACCCUCCACACUACACACACAAGUAGAAACACGUUCUAUAUCACCAACUCAGCCAUCUCUCAUCACUUCUUCAUCUACAUCUCGUCUCCCUCUAUCUCCAUCGACCUCUUCCACAACUUCUGGCACUUGGAGCGGUAUGGUACAGUUCGAUUUAGUUGAAAACCUUUCACAAAGGGAGAGAACUAGACAGGAAGUCCUAUGGGAGAUUGUCGCUUCUGAAGCUAGAUAUGUUGAUGAUCUAUCCAGUUUAUUUGAAGGAUAUAUAAAACCAUUGUUAUACCCAUACACACAAAAUAAGGAUUCAAUUUCAAUACCAGAGAAUUUCAAAUUGUUAUUAGAAACUCUCGGUAAUUUUAUUCUACCAAAUCAUGUCUCAUUAUCAAAGGAUUUAAAAACAAGACACGCUGCUCAAUACCCACUCAUUAGAAGCUUGGCUGACAUUUUCUUGAUUCAUAGUCAUAACCUUCAAUAUUACUCUUUAUACGUCUUGCAUUUAGAAAUUUCUUUAUCAGUUAUAGACGAAUCCAUAAAUUUAGCUAAAAGUACUGGCAAUAUGAAUAAACGUAGCGAUUUAUACAAUAGUUGGAAAUUAGGUAAACGUUUACUAGACUUAGAGGACGCAGCUCAAAGAGACAAUGAAGCUGGGUUGGCUAUUAGUCUUUUAAAACCAUUUCAAAGAUUGCUGAAAUAUCCUCUACUCUUUCGCAAUUUGUUGUUCAAUAGCGAUCCAUCAAUGAUAGAGUACGAAUCUACACUCAAAAUGGUUGAUCAAGUGGAGUCUAUCGUGAGAUCAAUUGAGGACCGUAAAAUACAAAUAGAAGAACGCGAUAAAACUAGAGAUGUUCUUGCUAGAAUUGAAGGAAUAGAAAAGGAACGUAGCUUAAUGGCACCUAAACCUGGUCGUUUGUUAAUGAAGGAAACUAGUUUACAAGUACCAAAUAAGAGCAAGCACGGCUCAUUACCACCACCUCAGAAGCCACAAGUUGCAAAGAAAACUAGUGUUAGAAGAUUAUCAGAUUUGUUACCUUCCGGUACUACGAUUCAUCUAGAGGAUAAAAAUAAUUUCACAAAAAAGGAUUUAUGGCAUGUCGAAUUCAAUGAUGUAACGCUUCUUUGUCAGCGUACUGCGAGAACAACCUUGCCAAUUGCCAGUAACGACAAGUCAACACCCUCUGUCAAACGAUCGUCGUUGUCUUCAAACAGAAGCGAUAGUUUGAGGCAAAACGGUCGUAACUUAUAUCGCUUUAUAAAAAUCGCAAAAUGGAAUAUAACCGAUCAAUCGAAUGAAGGAAUAGUAUCCAUGAAUGCCAUCCUUCGAAGCAGAUCAAACUCAACUGAUGUAGGAAGACAACAAAUUCCAGGCAAGCCUUUCCCGACAUCAAAUCCAGAUUCAAGAUCGCCAACGUUGAACAACGUCGAUAAUUCCACACCAGACGAUAUGAAGAGCAGGGCAUCCACUAAGAUGUCAUUCAGUUAUGCCAAGGGGGAUGAAAUUACACCUCGUAUUAAGCUUAGACCGCGUCAAAUGCCACAUUCACAGAAAAACUCUCAAAAUGAGAUUCAGAAUGUCAGGAUGGCAGCUGCGAAAUUCGGUACGAGACUAAGGCCAUCGAAUGCGAGUCAGACCAGUAUCAAUGUCAUGAAUGACAGGCCGUCUAGUCGUGCAACGACUACUGGUGCUCCAAUGAGACAGAAGGAAGUGGUUGUCGCUAGGACACUCACACCCCAACCUCCACCUACUAGCAGCAAGGCUAAACUUGAGACCAUGAAUAGCUCAACGAGGAAGGUCAAUCACAGGAAAGCACAACUCUACAACGAGAGAUCACCAUCGACUUCACCUGCUCACAAAAAACAUACGUCAACUGGAGACAUAGAUGCUUCACCAACCGGCUCGAUUUCUAGCACCUCUUCAAUGGAAACUCAAACAAAUGUGCGCCAACCGCUACAAAGAAAAUCAAGAGCACCGAGCCAAGAUUCUGGUAUGCUCUUGGUUAGAGUUGCUGAACAAUAUCUGCGAGAAUCAGAACCAGAAGUACAACAAACAUAAUGGAUAUGAUAUUUCAAUAAAGUGAUUUUUUGAUGAAUGGC